Molecule: messenger RNA, 908 nt
Organism: Fundulus heteroclitus (mummichog)
Lineage: Eukaryota; Metazoa; Chordata; Actinopteri; Cyprinodontiformes; Fundulidae
Product: target of Nesh-SH3-like
Exons: 6
Coding region: 186-908 (240 amino acids)
Biological process (GO): extracellular matrix organization; positive regulation of cell-substrate adhesion
Molecular function (GO): protein binding
Source: RefSeq, a predicted model, not a curated record
CCCCGCUCUCAGUCCUGAGAGCUGCACUGUUACUGAGAGCAUCCAAAGAAGAAGUUCAGCCACUCAGGAAAGCCGCCUGGAUUUCGGCUGCAGAAGCAUAAACUUCUCCCAGCGUCUGUCUUUUGGACUGAACCCCUGAGCUCAUUCAGAUCCCUGCAGGCCAUUUACACCAGAGAGUGAUAAAGAUGCAUCAGCACGCACACUGCUUUCUGCUCCUUUUCCUCACGACUUUCCUCACUGGGAUGGUUCAGUCUCUUCCUUCAACUUCCCACAGGAGCAGAGUGAGACGUCAGAAUAUGAAAGUCCGCAUCAGCGCCACAGGAGACACAAUCGUGAUGAAGUUUCUGCAGCCCAAUACUGACACCAAGCUUGAGGGCUACAUCAUGGGGUUCGGCAGCAGCAUGUUCUCCCGACAGAUGAUACAUCUGCCUGAAAACGGACAGCCAUAUGAGAAAGAGUUUGAUGCUGAGCCCAAGUACGUUGUAGCUGUCCAGCCUAUUCCAGCCAAUGAGGUGAAAAAGCAGUGCAAAGGCAAAGUGGAACUGGAGAAGCCUCUACAGGUGGUCAUUGGGUCAGUCACGGCCACCUCGGUCCUUCUGUCCUGGGGGACGCUGCUGAAAACGCCCUAUGAAGGAAAUAUCAUGAAUGACUGUUUAGAAGACGGACACUAUACGGUCCGUUACCGUGAGAAGAACAGGAAGUGGAACUACCAGACCUGCUCGACCAGCGAUACGGUCAUUGACAAUCUCAAGCCGCACACCGUCUAUGAAUUUGGUGUCCAGCCUACUUCUAAAGACGGCACUGGGGCGUGGAGCAAACCUGUGCUUCACAACGUCAGCACUGCACGGUUCCAGGAAAAGUACAUUAGAAGAAUCGCAAAGUUUCCCGACAGACCCCGCGGUAUGUAA